Messenger RNA from Fomitopsis serialis, 1476 nucleotides. RefSeq names its product Metallo-dependent hydrolase. Gene Ontology annotation, biological process: adenosine catabolic process; inosine biosynthetic process. NCBI's taxonomy places the organism in Eukaryota, Fungi, Basidiomycota, Agaricomycetes, Polyporales, Fomitopsidaceae. Gene Ontology annotation, molecular function: adenosine deaminase activity. The record is from RefSeq and is a predicted model, not a curated record. Bases 231 to 1205 code for a protein of 324 amino acids. The transcript is spliced from 5 exons.
GUUUGUUCUCAAAAUCUCUCUCAGCUUGUGCUGCUGCACUCACGAAUCGACGAAUACAUACAUCCGGCCUUCAGUCUACGAGUCAUUCGGCCGAGCAACUGGUAGCGCACACACGGGCACCUAGAUCCGGGAUCACAUCAACCUGAGCCUCAAACAUACCUUGCUCGAAGUUUGCUUUCCCUCCGAAUCGCAUCGGACAGAAGGUAGUUCACUCACCUCCAGGCUCUGACAUGUCGCAGCACAGUAUUGCGGGCUUCGCGGCGGCGGCGCUCUCCAGCCUUACGCCCGGACAAGUCGAUUUCCUUCGGACCCUCCCAAAGGCAGAACUUCACGCCCACCUUAAUGGGUCAAUCCCGCUUCCAGUUCUGCAAGAUCUCUCGCGAGAAUAUCUCCAAGAGCACUCCUCACAAAACGAUGCACGCGCUGAGGCUGUCCGCGCUGGCAUCGAGCGACUCAGUCAAGGAGUCGUGCUAACGGAGAUCCACGAAUUCUUCGGGCUCUUCCCAGCAAUAUACACCCUGACUUCCACUCCCCAGUCGCUCGCCAAGGCUGCACGGGGCCGUCUACAAUACAUUGAAGCCGUGUUGGACGAGGUUGAGAAGUUCAGUGUAGAGCAAGCCGCUCUCAUCGUCAGCCUGGACAGGAGGAUGACUCCGGCCGUCGCUUCGGAGUGCGUGGGUUGUGCGAUCAAGCUGAGAGAUGCAGGAAGGAGAGUCGUCGGUGUAGACCUCUGCGGGGACGUCCAGGCCGGAAAUGUAGCCGAUUUCGAAGCCCACUUCAGAAAAGCGAAGGCAGCGGGACUAGGUGUAACCUUGCACAUCGCAGAGAUACCAGAAACACCAGCAGACGAGAUACAACAGCUUCUCUCCUACGAGCCCGAUCGACUGGGACAUGCAACCUUCUUGGACGAGACAUCCAAAGAGCUCGUGCGCAAUUCCAGUAGCUGCAUAGAGAUCUGCCUCUCGUCCAAUCUGCUCUGCAAAACCGUCGACAACCUCGACGUGCAUCACAUCCGAUACUACCUUCGUCACGACCAUCCCAUUGCCAUCUGCACGGACGACAUACUGCCGUUCCGGAACUCCCUCCUAGGAGAGUACGCCUUGCUCAUGGCAGCCCCGCCUCUAGGACUUGGCCUUUCCGAGAAAGAGAUUGAGAAGGUCGCGCGAAUGGGGAUGGGGUGCCGAUUUCCGGUGAAGUACCAGUAGCCGUCCGUGGAACGUAGACCACGCAGUACCGCAAGCACCGCUCACACAACACAGCAUCUCCGCGCAUUCAUCGCAUACUUGGUUUGCUAUGCACACAUACAUGUCAACGGCUCUCCGCAGGCGAGUCACAGAGAAUAAUGAGAAUGGCUGUGUAGCAGGAAUGGUCAAGCAUUGGCCAGCCUCGCAGACGCGCAAUGCUCCCACGCUGCCUUGCUCGCCCCUGCCCUAAAUCAGCGCGGUAUAUAAGCGGGCGUCGUGCUUAUUUGCAACU